Triticum urartu is the source of this 646-nucleotide messenger RNA. RefSeq lists its product as uncharacterized. The record is from RefSeq and is a predicted model, not a curated record. Lineage: Eukaryota; Viridiplantae; Streptophyta; Magnoliopsida; Poales; Poaceae.
AUUGCCAUCUUGACCCGCAGCACUUACUCCCUGCGCCGCAUCGACAUGUCGCGCUUUCUUCCGCCCACCACCGCACGUCGGCGGCAUCGCCGGAGCGGGAGAAGACAGCCCGGCGUUGGAACACGGUUGCCUGCCCGACCCCACGUCGCGCUUUGAAGCUCCGUCGGGUCGGGCUCGGGCCAGCCCCUUAAAAGGCGUGAUGGACUUCUUCCUCCUCAAGACCAAGACCAACCAUGGACACGAAGCGGAGGAAGAAGAGCUUGACCUCAACAUGGUGGUCGCCACGGACCACACGGGCCGCGCCCUCAUCUACGACCCGGACUCGCUGGCCGUCCGCGCGCUGCCCAGGCUGCCCGAGCGCAAGUACAUCCCCGUCUCCCUCACCGCCGGCGGCGCCCUCUACGUGUUCGACCGGAUCCCCAUGCUCCACAAGAAGCGGUGCUGCGAGGCGCUCACCUUCCGCCGUCCCCGCGGCGAGUGCGGGGACUGGUCAUGGCGCGCUGUGCACCGCCGACCUCAACGCCGCCGAGUUGCCAACUUGCCUGCCUACUGGGUAUUUUAAUACUAGCAGAUUUGCAAUUCCCCACAGGCACCGAGACACGUGCAAAUGAUAGCCAUCGAAGACGCGCUUGGAAGGCUGUCUACG